AUGGCCGCCACCAGCCCGAAUAACGCUAUCCGAAGGAAGCUACGUCUUUACGCUAGGCUAUUUCCUACAAUACCGACCGUGUUUGAAAACUACGUGACUGAUUGUAGGGUCGAUGGCAAAUCCGUCCAGCUCGCGCUAUGGGACACGGCGGGACAAGAGGAUUACGAGCGGUUGCGGCCUCUAGCAUACUCCAAAGCUCAUGUCAUCUUAGUCGGAUUCUCCAUCGAGACCCCCGAUUCUCUGGAUAAUGUCAAGCACAAGUGGGUGGAAGAGGCUACUCGGCUUUGUCCUGGUGUGCCCAUUAUUCUCGUUGGCCUGAAGAAGGACCUACGCGAAGACCCAGUCGCCAUUGAAGAACAGCGCAAGAAGUCUCUACGUUUUGUUUCGCCUCAAGAAGGUGAUCAGGCGGCCAAGGAGAUUGGCGCUCGAAGAUAUCUCGAAUGCUCCAGCCUAAGCGGUGAAGGUGUUGACGAUGUUUUCGAGGCUGCCACCCGGGCCGCACUUUUAACAUUUGAGAACGGCGAGGGAGGUGGCUGUUGCGUUGUGCUGUAA
Parascedosporium putredinis is the source of this 552-nucleotide messenger RNA. The record is from the annotation of a GenBank genome assembly. NCBI's taxonomy places the organism in Eukaryota, Fungi, Ascomycota, Sordariomycetes, Microascales, Microascaceae.